This is a messenger RNA of Seriola aureovittata, 3174 nucleotides long. RefSeq names its product prolyl 4-hydroxylase subunit alpha-1-like. Bases 425 to 2041 code for a protein of 538 amino acids. Lineage: Eukaryota; Metazoa; Chordata; Actinopteri; Carangiformes; Carangidae. Gene Ontology annotation, molecular function: protein binding; procollagen-proline 4-dioxygenase activity; L-ascorbic acid binding. Gene Ontology annotation, cellular component: endoplasmic reticulum. The transcript has 15 exons. Gene Ontology annotation, biological process: peptidyl-proline hydroxylation to 4-hydroxy-L-proline. The record is from RefSeq and is a predicted model, not a curated record.
GCGAAGGUACUUCCUCUUCUUCUUCUACGGUGUUUUAGGGCAGUUGGCAUCCAAAGUGUCGCAUCACUGCCACCUACAGUUUACUCUCCCUUUAUAUCCAUUCCAAAUGAGUUUUUCCACUCCUGUGGUCCUUAAAUAAACUAAAUAUCCACUCCCUUUCUUGAACUAGUCCAAUGUUAAUGAACUCCCAACUUCUUAUCUGAUCCGCAUUCCAGUCCAGCAAGUGGCGGUAACGCACUCUCUGCCGCCAUUUUGGAAGAAGCUGACGAAGAAGAAGAAGAAGAAAAGAAACAGUUUGUUGUGGAUUUGUCGUUGCUGGACUCGGGAGCAACAGAAGAAGGGAUUUGAGCUGUCUUAGACUGUGUUUGAAACGGACGUGAUAUUUCCUGUUUUCACGGCUCUCCCUGGGAAUUAACACGGCUGAAUGGCUGUCUGCUGGUGGUUGUUGAUCCACUGUGUCUUGGUCACUUCAUCCUCGGCUCACAAUGACUUCUUCACCUCCAUCGGCCAAAUGACUGACCUGCUGUUCACAGAGAAGGACCUGGUCACCUCUCUGAAGGACUACAUCAGAGCAGAGGAGAACAAGCUGGAGCAGAUCAAAAGAUGGGCUGAUAAACUGGACGUCCUCUCAGUUGCAGCCACUCAGGACCCUGAAGGUUUCCUUGGACACCCGGUGAACGCCUUCAAACUGAUGAAGAGACUCAACACUGAGUGGGGGGAGCUAGAGAGUCUGGUGCUCACCGACAUGUCUGAUGUGUUCAUCUCUAACCUCACCAUCCAGAGGCAGCACUUCCCCAAUGAUGAUGACCAGACCGGAGCUGCUAAAGCUCUGAUGCGGUUGCAGGACACCUACCAGCUGGACACCAACACCAUCUCCACCGGAGAGCUGCCAGGCUCGUCCUCAGCCACCUCACACCAGACCGCUCUGACGGUGGACGACUGCUACGACCUCGGGAAGGUGGCGUACUCAGAGGCCGACUACUACCACACGGAGCUGUGGAUGGUUCAGGCCCUGAGGCAGCUGGACCAAGGAGAGACGUCCAGCACUGUGGACGCCGUCACCAUCCUGGACUACCUGAGCUACUCGGUCUACCAACAGGGGGCGCUGGAGAGAGCGCUGGAGUUCACCAAGAGGCUGCUGGAGCUCGACGCGACACACCAGCGAGCCAACGGGAACCUGAAGUACUUUGAGUACCAGCUGGCCAAACAGAAGAAGGUGGAGGAGGGGGAGGGGGCUGAGGGGAGGCAGAAGAGGGAGGCCAAGGGUCAACAUGACGACUACCUGCCCGAGAGGAAGAAGUACGAGAAGCUGUGUCGAGGCGAGGGCAUCAGGAUGACUCCUCGCAGGCAGAGUCGUCUCUUCUGCCGUUACUAUGACAACAACCGCCACCCAAGGUACGUGAUCGGUCCGGUGAAGCAGGAGGACGAGUGGGACCGCCCCCUCAUCGUCCGCUUCCACAACAUUGUGUCGGACAAAGAGUUGGAGAAGGUCAAAGAGCUCGCCAAACCCAGGCUCAGACGUGCCACGGUGCAUGACCCUCAAACAGGCAAACUGACCACGGCCCAUUACAGAGUCUCCAAGAGCGCCUGGCUCGGAGCGUAUGAACAUCCGGUGGUGGACACGAUCAACCAGAGGAUCGAGGACAUCACUGGGCUGGACGUCACCACUGCUGAGGACCUGCAGGUGGCGAACUAUGGCGUUGGAGGACAGUACGAGCCUCAUUUCGACUUUGGACGGAAAGACGAACCGGACGCUUUUGAGGAGCUGGGGACAGGAAACAGAAUCGCCACCUGGCUGCUCUACAUGAGUGACGUACAGGCAGGGGGCGCCACAGUCUUCACUGAUGUAAGAGCUGCUGUUUGGCCCAAAAAGGGGACGGCGGUGUUCUGGUACAACCUGUACCCCAGCGGAGAGGGAGACUAUCGGACCAGACACGCUGCCUGUCCCGUUCUGGUGGGAAACAAGUGGGUAUCAAAUAAAUGGAUCCAUGAGCGAGGGCAGGAGUUCAGGAGGCGCUGCGGCCUCCAGGAGACGGACUGACGACUGACUUGACACCCCCCCACCCCCCCACCAUCAAAAGCUGACUUGUUACACCCCCUCUUUCCCACCAGUACUUUCUACUGUUCUACGUCCUCUUGUUUCUUUUAUUUAUAGAGUCGGAACACAUGCAGCUCCGGCGUCACUUUAGCUUUUAAUGAUAAUUUUUUUUCUCCGUUUAAUCUUGAUUCUAACCGCUGUCGCCUGAACGCAGCACAAGUUCAGAUAUUUUGUAAAUCAGCUUUCACGGAACGCUGCAAUUUUUCUUUUAAAUUCAGUCUGUGAACGCAGCAUCAGUGUCAGAACAGUUCUUUCUAGCUGAGAGUUACAUGUUCGGAGUCAUGCCACUCUUAUGUCUUCACAGUAAAUAUGAAGAUACAACCAGCAGCUAGUUAGCUUAGCUUAGCCUAGCUUAGUUUAGCUUAGCUUAAAGACUGACAAACCUGUGUAAACUUUUAGCCUGGCUCUCAGGGUUUCUGCAGGUCUUUCCUCCGUGUCCUGCUGCUUAUCCAUAUCGUGAUUAACUAUUAAUGAAGAAUAUUAUUAGGCAUUACAAAUACUGACAGAAAUGUGAUGUAAAUGUUUGACCACUUGGUGAAUAAUUCGAGGCCGUAUCAUCCGCACUGGUUUUACUCUGGAGCAGGAUUUAAAAGGGUCUUAAAGUUGACCUGGGUGAACCUGCUGAAACCCUGUCUGAAGCUUACUCAUUAUCUAAUUUGAACAAAAAACAUCAAUUUGCAGUUUGUCAGGGCCCGAUUUAUUUUUAAAUUCAUUUAUUUUUUAUUUCAAUUUGUUGUUUUUCCACUUUUUUCCACAUCUAUUGUGAUAGACUUAAAAAAAAUCUUAAAAACCCAUCCUCCACCUGUUCAUCUGUCCUUCAUCACUCCUUCUUCACUCUGACCUCAGAGCUGAAUCACUGAAAACAUGUCGGCGUCAAACACAGCACGACUUUUAUUUAAUGCAAAAGAAUGUGUAUGUGAAGUUGAACUCCUGUUUGUGUCACUGGAAUGAUAAUUUUGCUAAAAAGCAUUUAAGAAUAUCAUGGUUGAUUUGUUCUGUGCAGUAUGUUUCUAAUCAGGAUAAAUAAAGUAUAAAGUGCUGCUGCAAAAGAAAUUCAGCACCGUGAGAAAACACAA